AUGCACGAUGAAAUCUACGCCCACGGUAUUCGUCGCGCUCUUUUGUGUGCGCCAGCUGGCGCUUGGUCAAACAUUGACUAUGUCGCCAUGUGCGGUAUCGAAUGCUUCUGCGAUGAUCGCAAACUAGCGCAGCUCGGCUACAAGUGCUUCGAGCAGAAUUGCACAGUCCGGGAGGCUCUAGUUGCACAUAACAUCACCGCCCUCACAUGCAGCUUCCCUGAUAGAGAUAGGGGCGUGGUCAGUUCAGCCGUGACAUUUACUUCUCUUGCUGUGGCCCUUUCGCUUGUGGUCACGAGAGCCAUCGUUUUUGCGGUCAGCAGAGUCUGGGGGUGGGAUGACAUUGCUACCGGAUUUGCAACUAUUGUUAUGAUUGGCAAUGCCGUGUGUAAUCCUAUAUCACGACAUUAUGGCUACGGAAAAGACAUUUGGAGGCUGUCAUUCAGCCACACCGCGACAGUACUGAAGGUCUUCUUCAUUGGAGGUAUUUUCUACACGCUCGGGGUCGCACUAGUCAAGAUAGCAUUCAUAUGCUUUUAUCUCAAACUCUUCCCAUCCCGUGGCUUUCGCAAGGUUGCGUAUCCUCUACUUGUCAUCUCAAUCCUAUACGGCGGCACCUUCACUUUCUUGUUCAUAUUCCAAUGCAGCCCUAUCUCUUACGCAUGGAUGCAGUGGGACGGAGUGGCGGAGGGGACGUGUCUGAACUUUGACUUGGGCGCCGUUAUCCAUGCCAUUGUCAACAUCUUGCUAGACAUCGCCAUAUUUGCUCUUCCGUUGACCCAACUCUGGGGCUUGAAUCUUUCGCGCAAAAAGAAAAUACACGUUAUGCUCAUGUUUUCCGUUGGUUUCUUGUGA
Exophiala aquamarina CBS 119918 is the source of this 852-nucleotide messenger RNA. RefSeq lists its product as uncharacterized. Lineage: Eukaryota; Fungi; Ascomycota; Eurotiomycetes; Chaetothyriales; Herpotrichiellaceae. The coding region runs from base 1 to 852 and encodes 283 amino acids. The transcript is spliced from 6 exons. The record is from RefSeq and is a predicted model, not a curated record.